GAACAUCAAAGAACCCACACAGGGGAGAAACCUUUUGAAUGCUUUGUGUGUAGAAAGAGAUUCAGUCAGAAUGCCACUCUUCGAGACCAUCAGAGAACCCACACAGGGGAGAAACCUUUUGAAUGCUCAGAGUGUGGAAAGAGAUUCAGUUGGAGGAGCACUCUUCAGCAGCAUCACAGAACCCACACAGGGGAAAAACCUUUUGAAUGCUCAGAGUGUGGAAAGAAAUUCAGUCGGAGUGGCAUUCUUCAAGAGCAUCAGAGAACCCAUACAGGGGAGAAACCUUUUGAAUGCUCAGAGUGUGGAAAGAAAUUCAAUCAGAGUUAUCAUCUUCAACGGCAUCAAAAAACCCACACAGGGGAGAAACCUUUUGAAUGUCCAGAGUGUGGAAAGAGAUUCAUUGAGAAUCGCAAUCUUCAACGGCAUCAACGAAUCCACACAGGGGAGAAACCUUUUGAAUGUCCAGAGUGCGGAAAGAGGUUCAUUGGGAGUAGAAAUCUUCAACAGCAUCAAAAAACCCACACAGGGGAGAAACCUUUUGAAUGCUCAGAGUGUGGAAAGAGAUUCAGUUGGAAUCGCAGUCUUCAACUGCAUCAGUUAGCACAUGCAGGUGAGAAACCUUUUGAAUGCUCAGAGUGUGGAAAGAGUUUGAGUGACAGUCGCAGUCUUCAACGGCAUCAGACAAUGCACACAGGGGAGAAACCAUUUGAAUGUUCAGAGUGUGGAAGUAGAUUCAGUAGGAGUCGCAGUCUUCAACUGCAUCAGAGAACUCACACAGGGGAGAAACCUUUUGAAUGCUCAGAGUGUGGAAAGAGAUUCAGUCAGAGUGGCCAUCUUCAACUGCACCAAAGAACCCACACAGGAGAGAAGCCCUUUGAAUGCCUGGUGUGUGGAAAGAGAUUCACUGAACAUGGCACUCUUCAAGUGCACCAAAGAACCCACACAGGGGAGAAACCUUUUGAAUGUUCAGAGUGUGGAAAAAGAUUCAGCAAACGUGGCAAUCUUCAACGGCAUCAGAAAAUGCACACAGGGGAGAAACCAUUUGAAUGUUCAGAGUGUGGAAAGAGAUACAUUGAGAGUUCGAAUCUUCAACGGCAUCUGAGAACCCACACAGGGGAGAAACCUUUUGAGUGCUCAGAGUGUGGGAAAAGAUUCAUUGACAGCUCAACUCUUCAGCAGCACCAAAGAAUACAUAGAGGCGAGAAACCAUUUGAAUGUUCAGAGGGCGGAAAGACAUUCAGUCAGAGUGGCCAUCUUCAGAAGCACCAAAGAACCCAUUCAGGGGAGAAACCUUCUGAAUUCUCAGAGUGUGGGAAGAGAUUCAAUCACAGUGGCAAUCUUCAAAAGCACCAAAGAACCCACACAGGGGAGAAACCUUUUGAAUGCGCAGAGUGCGGAAAGAGAUUCAAUCGCAAUGGUGAUCUUCAAAAGCAUCAAAGACCCCACACAGGGGAGAAACCUUUUGAAUGCGCAGAGUGCGGAAAGAGAUUCAAUCGCAAUGGUGAUCUUCAAAAGCAUCAAAGACCCCACACAGGGGAGAAACCUUUUGAAUGCGCAGAGUGCGGAAAGAGAUUCAAUCGCAAUGGUGAUCUUCAAAAGCAUCAAAGACCCCACACAGGGGAGAAACCUUUUGAAUGCGCAGAGUGCGGAAAGAGAUUCAAUCGCAAUGGUGAUCUUCAAAAGCAUAAAAGGACCCACACAGGGGAGAAACCUUUUGAAUGCUCAGGGUGUGGGAAGAGAUUCAGUCACAGUGGCAAUCUUCAAAAGCAUAAAAGAACCCACACAGGGGAGAAACCUUUUGAAUGCUUAGAGCGUAGAAAGAGAUUCAUUGGGAGUGGCCAUCUUCAAAAGCACCAAAGAACCCAUUCAGGGGAGAAACCUUUUGAAUGCUCAGAGUGUGGGAAAAGAUUCAAUCACAGUGGUAAUCUUCAAAAGCAUACAAGAACCCACACAGGGGAGAAACCUUUUGAAUGCUUAGAGCGUAGAAAGAGAUUCAUUGGGAGUGGCCAUCUUCAAAAGCACCAAAGAACCCACACAGGGGAGAAACCUUUUGAAUGCUCAGAGUGUGGGAAGAGAUUCAGUCAGACUGGCCAUCUUCAACUGCACAGAAGAACCCACACAGGGGAGAAACCUUUUGAAUGCUUAGAGC
Gekko japonicus is the source of this 2149-nucleotide messenger RNA. RefSeq names its product zinc finger protein 850-like. The annotation marks the transcript as partial. NCBI's taxonomy places the organism in Eukaryota, Metazoa, Chordata, Lepidosauria, Squamata, Gekkonidae. Gene Ontology annotation, molecular function: DNA-binding transcription factor activity, RNA polymerase II-specific; RNA polymerase II cis-regulatory region sequence-specific DNA binding. The record is from RefSeq and is a predicted model, not a curated record. Gene Ontology annotation, biological process: regulation of transcription by RNA polymerase II. The transcript is spliced from 3 exons.